AUGGACAUACUCUACCAUAGGGUGACUCAAAUGGAGAGAAAGAACUCAUCAAAUGAUGAGAAUGGUUCCAAUGGUUCCAAUGAAUCCGCAAAUAUUGUCAUAUAUUCAGACAUAUUGUAUCUGGUGGCUAUAUUUAUCGUGGUGGCCGUGAGUCCGGUGUUGGACCACUUGACCACAACUCUCAAUGGUUUGGUUACUAUCCGUGCGCUCAGAGCUCAACAGUAUUGCCUCCAAGAGUUUUAUGACUUACAAGACAAUCAUACGUCCAGUUUCUUCAUGAAUUUGUGCGCCAAUAGGGCUUUCGCUAUCAGUGGGGGAACGGCUGGUCUCAUACUCUACCUAACCAUUGGUCUGUCAAUGAAUAUACAGAUGACUAUCAGAAAUACCGCAGAUUUGGAGAAUCAGAUGACAUCAGUUGAACGGAUCCUCGAAUACAGUGAACUCGAGUCGGAAGAGUCCCCUAAAGAGGCGGACAGUCGUCUCAAUGUAUCCCCCGAUUGGCCACUCGAGGGAAGCAUUCAUUUCCAAGAC
Oppiella nova is the source of this 531-nucleotide messenger RNA. The record is from the annotation of a GenBank genome assembly. Lineage: Eukaryota; Metazoa; Arthropoda; Arachnida; Sarcoptiformes; Oppiidae.